Messenger RNA from Larimichthys crocea (large yellow croaker), 1109 nucleotides. It is a transcript of the gene kgd4, whose product is annotated as alpha-ketoglutarate dehydrogenase subunit 4. Bases 244 to 588 code for a protein of 114 amino acids. The record is from RefSeq and is a predicted model, not a curated record. Lineage: Eukaryota; Metazoa; Chordata; Actinopteri; Sciaenidae. Gene Ontology annotation, cellular component: oxoglutarate dehydrogenase complex. The transcript is spliced from 6 exons. Gene Ontology annotation, biological process: 2-oxoglutarate metabolic process. Gene Ontology annotation, molecular function: oxoglutarate dehydrogenase (succinyl-transferring) activity.
CAACACUUGAUCACAUGAGCAGGUUAUCCGGUCGCUUUCUGUUUUUUUCAAGGCGGAGUGAAAUUAAAGAUAGGGAGGCUAACUUAACGUUACAACCCGCAGUGAUAAGACUGGAGUAUGGCCUGAAGAUUUGACCUAGCAGGACAACCACUGGGACAACACAUCUGUCGAGUGCCUAUAAUAACCGGCAUAAGAGCAACUACACGGAGUCUUUUUUAGACCGGAAGUAAAGCCGAGGUCGUCAUGGGGAGCAAAGUCAGCUCCAAAAUGGCUGCUCCAGCUGCUCGAGUUAUCCAGGCUGUUCGGCCUCACACUCCUCUGAUCAAGUUCCCCAGAAGGCAGGACCAGGCGAGGCCCAAUGCCCAAGAGGUGUUGAAAACGUUAGCAGCUAACUUCUCACCACACAACCCACCGGGUUCCCCUUCAGCUGCAGCGCCGCCUCCGUUAUCAAGACCUAAUGUACCUUUAACUCCAAUCCCUGGCACACCAGACACUCUGGCCUCUAUUCAUUUACUACCUGCGAGGUACCGCAGGAGACCAUUGGCAGUGGAUGAAAUGGAGUACAUCCAGCGUGGUGGACCAGAGUGACAUGAAGCGCCUCAAUCACUGCAACCAAAGUCCAUCUCUGUCUCUCCUCUGUUGGAGAUGACUCUUGUGUCUUUAAUUCUGUCAGCAGAAGAGAACCUGAUGCCACAUGAGACAAGAUAUAGAAUAAACUAUUACAUAAAGCCUGUUUAAAAAUGUACAUAUGUUUAUUUUUUAGAUAUUAAAUUUGUAUUGUAUUUCAAAUUCAUACUAACUUACUAAGGGACUUCAUUGUGUCUCACACAGCAAGCCAUAACAAUAGCUUUAGGUGUUCUUUAUUUACUGCCACUGCAACUAGUCCUUAUGGGUUUCAUGUUUUUGUUGAACUUUGGUUUUAAUAUAUAUCAGCUCAAUUCCAAUUUAUUCUGAUUUGAAUUUUUUACAUAGUUUGCUUGUGCUUCACCUGCAAUUUAUCACCAUACCCAAACCUACGCAUAAGGCUCCGGUACAAUUAGGAAGGUUUCUUUCCUUUCAUGACUUUCACUGCAAUAUGCUGAUCUGUUUGGGGCUUAAAAAAAAAAAAA